UGUCAUUUGUAGUCCAAAACAAAAUGGAAGGCGGAAGUAAGUCAAAUUACAGAUGUGGAGGCUGCUUAUUCUUUUGUACCACUAUUCUGGACUUGCAUUUUCAUCUGACUGAGCAUAUUGAAGGUGGAAAUUAUUUCUAUGACAAUACACUUAAAACUGCCUAUCCUAAAUAUAGCACCACUGAUACUGACUGUCAGACCACAGAAUUAACACCAUUACUUAUCAAUAAUAUCAAACAAGAAUUUACUGAGCCAGCUGAAAGUACAGAGACUAUUUCCACGGCCACACAAACAGAAGUAUUUAAGUUAAAUAUUGUGAAAAUUGCAAUUGAAAAUUCAGAACCAGAUUGUAAUGACAACACUUCAAAUAGGAGAUGCAGCCUUAAGUUUGUGAAGCAAUCAGAAGAUGGUACAGCUUCUUCUAAGGAGUCGGAAGGUUUUGAGCAUUUCGGUAAUGGCACCAUACAACCAAUGGAUAAUUCUAAUGAUUUAAGUAAUGAAGAAAUAUUAGAUGAUCCUGACAUUUCAAAUGAAGAUAGUAUUCUCUAUGAUGAGAAGAUUGUGAAGGUGGAAGAUUUUACUGGAAACACAAGACUUGUUUCUGUUAGGAAAAGAAGACAUUCAAAUAGAGAUGCAUAUGAAUCAGGAAAGCAAAAGUUAAAUAUAGAAAAAGGGACGACAAAAAGGAUACAUAAGAAAAGUGAUGUAUCUAGUAAAAGUGAAGCAACUGUAAAAGCAGAGCAUGCAUCACCUUCGGUUAGAGAGAGUGUACUACCAAAGGAGGAAUUGGGAGGAAGUGAUGAUGAUAUCUACAGAAGUUUUCUGGAAAACACUAAUGUCCAGGAAAAAAAGUGUUAUUUAUGUACCGCAUGUAAUGAACAAAUAAAGACGAGACAGGCUUGGGAAAAUCAUAUAGAAUCACUACAUUAUCACACCUAUCCUUCUCAGUGUGAUCAGUGUUAUUUUCCUUUUCAUGAAGAUGAUGACAUUGUGCUUCACAACUGCACUUUGGUAGCAGUUGACUCUCAUGAAUGUUUACAAUGUCCAGACAAAAAGAUAUUUAAAUUUAGGUGCAACCUUUUGAGACAUAUUGAAAUAGAUCAUGAAAAUGAAUUUCCACUUAUAUGUGACAGAUGUGAAGUGCCACUCAUCUCAGAAUUAGAAAAAAGAAAGCAUAUGACUAAACAUGAUCCAUCAUUACUGACAUGCGUGUACUGCCAAAAGCAGCUGAAAACUGUUGCUGAUUUGGAUAGCCAUCUUCCAAACCACACAGGUGAAACGAAAUUUCAUUGCCAUCUUUGUCAAAAGAAAUAUCGAAAGAAAGCAUAUUUAAGAGACCAUAUUUUUAGGACACAUAGUACUGAUACAAAGCAUUGUAUAUGUGAAAAAUGUGGCAGUAGUUUCGCACAUUCAAAAUUGCUCUAUGAUCACAGGAGAUCUUCGUGUGGUGAGCCAAUAUUCGAAUGUGAUCUGUGCGAUAAAAAGUUCUGUCAGAAAACAAGCUUAAAGUACCAUCACAGAAGCCAUACUGGUGACAGGCCGUUUAUUUGCGACAUGUGCGGAGACACGUUUACACAUAGUCAUACGUUAAAAAACCAUGUCAAACAUAAACAUACAAAUGACAGACAGUUCAAAUGUAGCAUGUGUGACAAAGCUUUUGUUAAGAUUUGCACUUUGCAAAGACAUGAACGGGUACAUUUGAAAAUACGCCUGCAUUCUUGCGAAUAUUGCAAAAAGGAAUUUUCUACAAACUGGAACCUUAAAGCACAUAUGAGACAACAUACAGGAGAUACACCAUAUGUGUGCUCAGUUUGUGGACUUGGGUUUGCUCAUAAUGUUGUUCGCAAGACACACGAAGCUAAGUGUUCUGGGAAUAAUUUGUGAUGUAGAAUUGUCUGAAGGAGCUCCAUGCCUGAGUUGUUAAAGUCACUGACUUUCAAUCGCUUUCCCAUCACUGCUUUUGAGGUGUAGAAUUCUUUUAUGUGAGGAAAUACAAUCUAAAUGAUUAGGACACUAGUCUGUUUUUAAGCAGAUUUGUCCAAACUGAAAAUCAGGUUAAAUUGGCUGAGUGAAGUUUUCAUUUCCAUCCAGUAACUUAAGUUUGGGUUGAGAAGUGUUAAUUGUAGAUCAAGAAAAUCUUGUCAUUUCACAAACCUAACUUUACAAUCUCGUGAAUAUAAAACCUCUAUUUCAAAUUAGUAAGAUUUAGGCUCUGGGAAAAUACAUACUUUGUUAAAUUGUAGUAUUGAAAUGAAACCUAGCCAGUUGAUGGCUUUUAGUAAGACCAAGGAAGGAUUUGCAUUUAUGCUCAAUGGAGUGAAGGUCAGUGUCAGUAUUACCUAAAUAGGAGACUCAGUAACUUUAGUUUUGGAUUGACUAAUUGAAAUUAAACUUGGCAUAUAGGUAAUUGUAGACAAACUGAGGUUAGGAUUUCAUAUUGGAUCAGUGGGGUAAAGUUGAAAGUCAGCAUAACUAACUUUGAAAAUUGCACUGUGACACAAGGGUCUAAAGCAUUACUUCUGGAUGUAGAACAGUUUCUUUUAUUGGUAUAGAACCUAUCAAGGAUAUAAGUUGUUGUUGAGCCCGCUUGCGAUGAGCUCGUUAUAGUAGGCACUUUUGGCGGUUCGGUGUAUGUGCGUGCCUCUGUGCGUCCGUUCGAUUUUGUCCGGACUGUAACUUUGACAUGCAUGGAUCAAUCUGGUUUAUAUCUGGCAUGCAUGUUUACCUCAAUAAGAAGGCGUGUAAUGUGGAAACCCCAUGUUCCUAUCUCAAAGGUCAAGGUCACAGUUGGAGGGCUGAGAUUGAAUUGAAGUUUGUCCGGAGCAUUUCUUCUUCCUGCAUGGUGGAAUUUUGAUGUAACUUGAAAUGAAUGUUCACCAUUAUGAGACGGAGUGUCGUGCGCAAGAACCAGGUCUAGGGUCAAGGGCACACAUGACAGCUGGCGGGCUCGACAUUCUGUCUGUGGGCAUACUUUAUACCAUGCAGUAUAUGUUUAGCUUAAAUAUGUAUUAUAGCGGAACAAUUCUUCAAGAAGGAGAGCUUUUGUUGUCACCUUUUCAUGGGUUUCCACAUCAUAAAAGCUUUGCAAAUUAGCAGGUUUCUCGGAUACCGCUAGGCCAAAUGCUUUUAGACUUCACACACAGUGUUUGACAACAUUUAUUGAAUUAACGGGACAAGUUACAUAAUAUCCGGCAGCUUUAUCUUGUCAAAUCUAUGGGCCCCUUUUCAACGUAAGAUUUUGUGAAAUCUUUGCAUAAAGACAGGUAUCUAAGAAAUGACUUGACUAAAUACUAACAACUCAACACUUUAACAUCAUAAGAUGAUCUCAUAGAGUAAAUUUCAUCAUAACUUUUAUGUUGUCAUGGGUUCAAAAAAUGCCUCUUUUAGCUUAGCUGAACAUAGGGUUCCAGUUCAGUGGCUAGUGUAAGUGGAUGGUCUGGUGUCAGUCGUCAAGAAUUUAAAUGAAUGUUUUUUUAUCCCAUUUAUCCCAACUAGUCAGAAUCACACCAAACUUGGUAUGUAAUAUCCUUGCAAGGUCCUGUCUUCAAUUUGUUCAAAUGGUUCGUCUUGGGGAUGCCAGAGCCUAAAGGUUGAAAAGCGUUUAAGCAAGUUUGUCACAUGAACCGAUGAUUGAUCUUCAACAAACUUGGUCUGUAGCAUAAUUACAAGAUUCUCUCCCAGUUUUGUUCAAAUUGGGCCAUUCAGCUGUAUUAGGGACGUCUGUAGCUCAAAAUAGAAAUUCCUUUAAGUUUCCUCUUCUUGUGCAGUGCAUGAUUUAUUUUCACGAAAUUUCGUCUGUAACAUCAUUGUAAGAUCCUUUUUUAUCUUUUUUUAAAUGUUGAAGCUUGGUUUCAUUUUAGAAGCCCCUAGCUAAACCUCUUGAUGGAUAUUCAUUAAGCUUUGUCUGUAGCAUCACUGUUAGUUCCUGUCUUUUUAUUAUUCAGAUGGGGGAACUUGGCCUGUUUAGAGACUUCUAGAGCAAAAAUAGAAGAAAAAAAUUUAAAUGACUACUUCUAAUGAACCUUCCAAUCGAAAUGUCUUCAUUAGACUGUAUUUGUCAAUUUUGUUCAAAUGGGGGCACUUGGUCCAGGGCUUUGGAUGCUUGUAAAUUUCUGAGCCUUCAACAUUUAACAUGUUAAAGACUUUUCAUAAACCAGUCGAUGGUGAAUCAACAACCUUGGUCCUUAGCAUCAUUCUAGGGUCCUCUUUCAUCUCUGUUCAAAUGGGGGGGGGGGUGCAUUUUGACCCUUCCUUGGACUACUGGGGCUUUCAUAAAUUACAUGAUAGAUCACCAUCAAACCUAGUUAGCAGCAUGACUGUAAGGUCCUUUUUCAAUUUUUUUUAGGAUAAGGGGGGAUUUGUCCCCUUUGAUGGAGAGCUCUAGUUAAAAAUAGAAAAAAAAAACAACUUCUUUUCAUGAAUCCCUUGAUGGAUAUUCACCGAGCAUAGUCUGUUGCAUCAUUGUAAGAUCUGUUUCAAGUUUUGUCGAAAUGAAGGCACUUGGUCCGUUUUAGAGUACUCGAAAUGGAAGUAGAAAUACCUUAAAGUUCAAAGAACUUGUUUUUCUGAACUGUUUGAUGGCUUUACUUCAAACCUGGUCUGUAGCUUCAUUUAUAAGGUCCGCUUCCAAAUCUGUUAAAAUGGGGUCACCUGGCCACCUUAGAGGCCACUAGAGCUAAAAAUAGAGAAAAACUUUUAAGAAUCUUCUUCUAAAGAACUGCUUGACAGAUCUUCAUCAAAUUUUGUUUGUAGUAUUACUAAGCACUGUUGUUACCAUGCAUGAUUCAGUAUGCCAUAUAUAUGUUCAAGGUCAAUUAUUCAGGGUCAUGUGAACUGCUUGGGGCCACUAUGGUUAGAUUUAUGUAAGUUUUGCAUCAGCCUGUUUCUCAGAAACUAAGCGUUCAAAUGUUUUCAAACUAUGUACACAUUUUUGGCGUCAUGAGUUGGCCUUAUUUGUCAGGUUUCAGAUCUCAAGCUUACAUUUUGGCAAAACUAUGCUCCUUUUUCAGUUCAAAUUUUGGUGACAGUUUUGUAUGUAAGCAGGUUUCUCAGGAACUGUUUUACUAAAUGCUUACAAACUCUCUUUAUAUCUUUCACAUAAUGAAAUCUGUGGCGGCUAAAACUCUUCAAAAUUAUGCCGUCUUUUUCAACUUAAAAAGUUUGGUAAAGCUUUUGUGUAUAAGUUGGUAUUAUGUGGAAGGUCUCAAGUAGUCGAACAUGCUGCCAUAAGACAGCUCAUGGUUCAAAUUAUUUUGAAUAGAUUUAAACUCAACCAGGAGACUAACAGUAUUGUAUUCAGUACGAUAUUCAUUGUAACAUUUUUGGUAAUGGAAUGGAAUGGAAUCAGGGUAACAGCAGUGACAGGAAAAUCACAAGACUUACAGAUCGAUUUGUUAUGUUUUAAAUCAAAAGUUUAGUAAACCAUUUGUUUGGUGUUGUCUUUUAAAUCUCGUUUGCAUUGGCAUUACAUAUUCAUGCUCUGCUUUCUGAUACAUUAUAAUUAUGUUAACGUUAUACACAGUACUGUUUAUACAAUUAAACCUGGUUAUUUUUAUGUUUAUAUAGGUACAUAGUUACUGUUCGUAUUUUCAAAUAUAAAAUUCGGAUAUAACAGAUCUUUAGAUUUCAAAAAAGACGGACUAAAUUAUAUAUUUUUUUUAUUUUCAUCAAAAUUCCUUGUUAUUUUCUACUUUUUAGCUCACGUGAGCCAAAGGCUCAUGGUGAGCUAUUGUGAACGCUCAAUGUCCGUCGUGCGUUGUGUGUCUGUCAACAUUUUCUAAAAAAAUCUUCUUGAAAACCACUGGGCAGAAUUACACCAAACAUACAUGAUCCUUGGGUGGCCCCCUUCCAAAAUUAUUCAAAGAAUUGAAUUCCAUGCAGAACUCUGGUUGCCAUGGCAACCGAAAGGAAAAUCUUUAAAAAUCUUUUUGUCCAAAACCACAGGGCCUAGGGCGUUGAUAUCUGGUGUGUAGCAUCAUCUAGUGGUCCUCUACCAAAAUUGAUCAAAUUAUCCCCCUAGGGUCAAAUAUGGCCCCGCCCCGGGGGUCACAUGGUUUAUAUAGACUUAUAUAGGGAAAACUUUGAAAAUCUUCUUGUACAAAACCACAUGGCCUAGGGCUUUGAUAUUUGGUAUGUAGCAUCAUCUAGUGGUCCUCUACCAAAAUUGAUCAAAUUAUCCCCCUAGGGUCAAAUAUGGCCCCGCCCCGGGGGUCACAUGGUUUAUAUAGACUUAUAUAGGGAAAACUUUGAAAAUCUUCUUGUACAAAACCACACGGCCUAGGGGCGGUAGGGCUUUGUUAUAUGGUUUGUAGCAUCAUCUAGUGGUCCUCUACAAAAAUUGUUCAAACUAUCCCGUUAGGGUCAAAUAUGACUCCGCCCCGGGGGUCCCAAGUUUUACAUAGACUUGUAUAUGAAAAAAAGUUUUAAAAUCUUCUUGUCUGAAACUACAACACUUAGACCUUUGAUAUUUGGUUUGUAGCAUUGCCUUAUGGUCCUCAAUAUCAUUGUUCAAAUUGUACCCCUGGGAUGAAAAGAGGCCCAGCCCUGGGGUGCUAAGUUUUAUAUAGACUUAUAUAGGAAAAAAACUAAGUUUUAUAUAGACUUAUAUAGGAAAAAAACUUUAAAAAUAUUCUUGUCUUAAACCAUACGACCUAUGCUUUUGAUAUUUGGUAUGAUGCAUUGUCUAGUAGUCCUCUACCAAAAUUAUUCAAAUUAUACCCCUGGGGUUAAAAGAGGCCCCGCCCUGGGGUUACUUAGUGAGUUAUAUAGGAAAAAAUACUUAAAAAAUCAUAUGAUCCUAUUUCCAAGACUGUUUAAUUAUAAUUACCUGAUGACCCCAAGUAAUAUGAUGUCACUUGACUGUGACCUUGACCUACUGACCUACUUUCUUGUUUUUUAAGAUACAGCCUUAAAAUUUUGCUGACAUACACAGUUUUGCACACCAGUCGUAAAACUGAAUUUCAUUGACCAUGAAUGUGACCUACUGACUUUCUUUAUAUUUUAUCAUCAGUUUGAUCUUUGAAACAUGUAGCUCAUAUUACUCAGGUGAGCGAUCCAGGGUCAUCAUGACCCUCUUGGUAUAAAGUUGUUUUGUAAGUUAUUUAUAUUCUACAUAGUUAUGCUUUUGUGUUGAGUAUUUCUAAGUCUAUUUUAGAAUGUAUUAUUACUGUAUGUAACCCAAUUAAUUUCUCACUAACUUUUAAGUUUAAUUGAAGUGUUACUUUUUCAAACAUUAUUGUUAGAGUGACCUUACCCCUCUUUUUUGCAGCUUAGAAAAGUCUUGUGGCAGAGUAAAGGGUCAUCUCCACAGAUGAUCAUUCUUGAUUUUCUCCUAAACAUUUAUACUCGCUAUUACAGUGUAAAGCACCUAAUAUUUCUCUGAAUAUCUCCAGUUGAAACAUAUGAUUUAGUUUAAUUUUGUUUGAGGGCCUAACCCAGUAAGCCACUCUUAACUGCGUAAAAAUGUCAUAAAGGUCACGGGGAAACCACAUACAUUUUGGCACGCAUGUAGUAGUUCAGAGACGCCCACUGCGAAAAAUGUUACACAGUUUUAGGAGAAAAAACAUACUUGUAUUGUAUCGUUUAAAACAUAAUAAAAAUAUACAUUAACAUAUAACAUUAACUGUUUUAAAUUGAGAACUUCAACGUUUCUAAUGGUGCUGUCUCUCCUCAUGUGCAGUGAUUUUGAAAAGUGCUGCCAUUCGGAUGGUCUUUGCCUGCGAAAUAAAAUGGCCUUUUCCAGUCCUGCAGUUGCAAGAGAUGGUAUUUUUAUCUGUUGCAUAGAAUUCAUGGCAGAUUAAUUCGAUUAUUUUUCACUCGUGUUUGAUUUAGAAAUUAGAUAUAAGAUAUUGUACUUUAUAGGUAUAAAUUAUCUUGAUAUCAAGUAUUUUAUUUAAAAUUGACUGCCUAGAUAAGUUUUGGCAGUGCAGCAAACUGUAGGUUUAGAAUUUCUGGUGUUGGACUCUAAUGCUAUCACUAUACCUGUGUCAGUAUUAUUUUUAUGAUAGUGUAUACUUAUUGCUGGAUUUUGUCAUAAAUAAACGUUAAGGUUUUGUGAAUUAUUUAUUGUCUAAAAUUGGCUUUGAAAUAAACAGUUUGUCUUGUUGAA
Messenger RNA from Mercenaria mercenaria, 8106 nucleotides. RefSeq names its product zinc finger protein ZFP2-like. Gene Ontology annotation, cellular component: nucleus. The record is from RefSeq and is a predicted model, not a curated record. The transcript has 2 exons. Gene Ontology annotation, molecular function: RNA polymerase II transcription regulatory region sequence-specific DNA binding; DNA-binding transcription factor activity, RNA polymerase II-specific. The coding region runs from base 24 to 1883 and encodes 619 amino acids. NCBI's taxonomy places the organism in Eukaryota, Metazoa, Mollusca, Bivalvia, Venerida, Veneridae. Gene Ontology annotation, biological process: regulation of transcription by RNA polymerase II.